AAUGCCCCUGAGGGAAGCCUGCUUUCCACUUAGCUAUUUAAAACAAAAAAACACACAAAAACGAACAUGUAGUUUUCCGAUGGCUUCUUCGGGGUCUCGUUCCUCCGUCACAAGCACCCCCAUGCUCUAGGAGCCGAGUGGAAAGGCUUGGAGGAGGGCAAGCCCCCCCCCCCCCGCUCUCAGCUCCCGGCUCCCACGACUUGCUGUCAGGCAGCACCGCGGGCACCUCUGCUCCGCGGUGAUUGGCCAGCGGCGGGGUCCUCGCGGUCGUCCAAUAUGGCGGCGCCCAGUGGCGGUGUGAACUGUGAAGAGUUCGCCGAGUUCCAGUUGAUGGCAGCUCAUGUCAGUAGGGACAGAGUUAUAAAGAACUGUAUAGCCCAGACCUCAGCAGUAGUAAAACAUCUCCGAGAAGAGAGAGAAAAGAACCUGGAUGACUUAACGUUAUUAAAGCAACUUAGAAAAGAACAGACAAAGUUGAAGUGGAUGCAGUCCGAACUAAAUGUCGAAGAAGUGGUAAAUGACAGGAGCUGGAAGGUGUUUAAUGAACGCUGCCGAAUUCACUUCAAGCCUCCAAAGAAUGAGUAGAGAGAGUUUUUUUUUUUUCCUAAAGACCUGGUCAUCUCAUCAACUAAGCAUGACAGAUGUCAGCAGGGCAGGCUCCCGAGGAUGGUCUUCGAGCCAGAAGGCCAAGGCCUUUGGUUGACUUCAGCCCCUUUUAGCCAGGACCUCAAAUCUAAUUCUCAUAAUUAUAAAAUAAUCAAUUGCUAUUUUAUACUGAUUCUGUAAAAAUGUUUUGUAACUAUUAAAAUAAUUUUCUGACUCCGUGUA
Peromyscus leucopus (white-footed mouse) is the source of this 828-nucleotide messenger RNA. RefSeq names its product mitochondrial matrix import factor 23 (gene Mix23). Lineage: Eukaryota; Metazoa; Chordata; Mammalia; Rodentia; Cricetidae. The transcript has 4 exons. The record is from RefSeq and is a predicted model, not a curated record. The coding region runs from base 277 to 585 and encodes 102 amino acids. Gene Ontology annotation, cellular component: mitochondrion; mitochondrial intermembrane space.